AUGCAGCACGUCUAUCCGCACCAGCAGCAGUACCCCGGCGAGUGGUCGCAGCACCACCAGCAGCACCCGACCCACCAUGUAGCCCACCAGCAAGGCCAGCUCCAGGCGCAUCAAGCACAGGCUCAAGCGGCUGCGGUCGCCGCAGCUGCCGCACAACAACAGCACUUCGCGCGCAUGACUGGCAACAACGGCAAUUCCGUACCUGGCGGUGGCAUCAUUCCACGUGGGCCCGCGAACGACGUCCAGGGCAACAGCCAAGCUGUCAUGUCUGAAGAGAACCAGCGCGUUCUAGAGUGGAUUGCGCAGCUUAUGAAGCCCAACACGCGCGAGACCGCACUCCUAGAGUUGAGCAAGAAGCGCGAGCAGGUGCCGGAGCUCGCUUUGAUUCUGUGGCACUCAUUCGGUGUUAUGGCGUCGCUUCUCCAAGAGAUCAUCUCCGUAUACCCGCUGCUGAACCCGUCGCAGUUGACCGCUGCGGCUAGCAACCGCGUCUGCAAUGCCCUUGCGUUACUCCAAUGCGUUGCAUCUCACACAGAAACUCGCGGUCUCUUCCUGGGCGCGCAUAUUCCGCUGUUUCUCUACCCGUUUCUUAAUACGACGUCAAAGAGCAGACCGUUCGAAUAUCUUCGCCUCACAUCGCUCGGUGUCAUUGGCGCCCUCGUCAAGAACGAUUCAUCAGAAGUCAUCAAUUUUCUUCUUACUACGGAGAUCAUUCCGCUGUGCUUACGCAUUAUGGAGACUGGCUCUGAACUCAGCAAGACCGUCGCUAUUUUCAUCGUACAGAAGAUUCUUCUCGACGACACCGGCCUUGCCUAUAUCUGCCAGACCUACGAGCGCUUCUACGCCGUGGGCACUGUGCUCAGCAACAUGGUGAACCAGCUCGUAGAGCAACAGACCGUCCGAUUGCUUAAGCACGUAGUUCGUUGCUUCCUUCGCCUAAGCGACAAUGCCCGCGCCCGCGAAGCCCUUCGUCAGUGCCUGCCCGAACCUCUCCGCGAUGCCACCUUCUCCUCCGUGCUCCGCGACGAUGCCGCAACCAAGCGCUGCCUCGCUCAAUUGCUCAUCAAUCUCUCGGACAACGUUGCCGAAGUUGGAGGCAACCAGCAACUUCUCCACUAG
Molecule: messenger RNA, 1119 nt
Organism: Didymosphaeria variabile
Lineage: Eukaryota; Fungi; Ascomycota; Dothideomycetes; Pleosporales; Didymosphaeriaceae
Gene: rcd1
Product: RNA-binding protein, CCR4-NOT complex subunit Rcd1
Exons: 4
Coding region: 1-1119 (372 amino acids)
Biological process (GO): negative regulation of translation; mRNA catabolic process
Cellular component (GO): CCR4-NOT core complex; P-body; CCR4-NOT complex
Source: RefSeq, a predicted model, not a curated record